Messenger RNA from Cokeromyces recurvatus, 496 nucleotides. RefSeq lists its product as uncharacterized. NCBI's taxonomy places the organism in Eukaryota, Fungi, Mucoromycota, Mucoromycetes, Mucorales, Mucoraceae. Gene Ontology annotation, cellular component: nucleus. The annotation marks the transcript as partial. The record is from RefSeq and is a predicted model, not a curated record. The transcript has a single exon.
UUUAUUCUGUGAUGAACCUGAUAAAGUAUCUAGAGGAUGGUCCAUGACUGAAAAAUGUCAAAGCCGACGCCUUGUCAGAUUCUGGAGUGAACACUAUGUCCAACGGAAUGGCUCUCAAAGUAAUGAUUUACUCAAAUGUGGAUAUCAUAUUCAAGAGGAUAGUAGUGACUAUUAUGCUCAACCAAAUGAUCCACUUUUGGUUUCCUGUAUCUAUUGGAAAGCUGUAGACAAAUACUUUAUUACCUCAGUAGACUACAUUAGACUCUUGGAAGGUCUCUUAAGAGUUCGAUAUACUUUUCAAGAAAAGAAUCGCGUCAGACGUAACUUGUCCGCUUUCAGUAAUAUAACAAUAAAGAACAACGAUCCUAAAACAGUUGAUUUUUACAAGUUGAUCAUGAGCUAUUCUAAUCCAAAACCAAGAAAUAUUGACAAAGAUAUCAAGGCAUUUGAAUGGUACACCGUACCUUAUGCAAUCACAAAAGUUAUUAACAGAUUC